Messenger RNA from Pecten maximus, 657 nucleotides. RefSeq lists its product as uncharacterized. The record is from RefSeq and is a predicted model, not a curated record. Bases 1 to 657 code for a protein of 218 amino acids. The transcript has a single exon. NCBI's taxonomy places the organism in Eukaryota, Metazoa, Mollusca, Bivalvia, Pectinida, Pectinidae.
AUGUCCCCGUCAUCCGGAGAUAUUUGUCCGUAUGUCCCCGUCAACCAUAGAUCUAUGUCCGUAUGUCCCCGUCAUCCGGAGAUCUAUGUCCGUAUGUCCCCGUCAACCGGAGAUCUAUGUCCGUAUGUCCCCGUCAACCGGAGAUAUUUGUCCGUAUGUCCCCGUCAACCGGAGAUCUAUGUCCGUAUGUCCCCGUCAACCAUAGAUCUAUGUCCGUAUGUCCCCGUCAACCGGAGAUCUAUGUCCGUAUGUCCCCGUCAACCGGAGAUCUAUGUCCGUAUGUCCCCGUCAACCAUAGAUCUAUGUCCGUAUGUCCCCGUCAACCGGAUAUCUAUGUCCGUAUGUCCCCGUCAACCGGAGAUCUAUGUCCGUAUGUCCCCGUCAACCAUAUAUCUAUGUCCGUAUGUCCCCGUCAACCGGAUAUCUAUGUCCGUAUGUCCCCGUCAACCGGAGAUCUAUGCCCGCAUGUUCCAGUUACCCGGAUGUCUAUGUCCGUAUGUCCCCGUCAACCCGUCAACCGGAGCUUUAUGUCCGUAUGUCCCCGUCAACCCGUCAACCGGAGAUCUAUGUCCGUAUGUCCCCGUCAACCCGUCAACCGGAGCUUUAUGUCCGUAUGCCUCCGUGAACUUCCUGUUAGUUCCUCGAAUUCAUCACUAA